Molecule: messenger RNA, 1675 nt
Organism: Cuscuta campestris
Lineage: Eukaryota; Viridiplantae; Streptophyta; Magnoliopsida; Solanales; Convolvulaceae
Source: the annotation of a GenBank genome assembly
UUAUACUUGGGUCAUUCAUUUAUAACGCUCCGUCUAUUUCUGCGCCUUUCUGAUCUCCUUUCCCACUUACCUUACCCCCCAGCGAAUGUCUCGUGACUGAAAUUAUAUUCCGGCGGGUUUUCCCCUGCAAAUCUCCUCUCUAACCGGAAUUCGACACUUCCCGGCCGCCGAUCGAGAUACUUUCGCAGGCAUGAGCAGUCUCCACCCCAGCAGCGUCGACACAGUAAACGCCGCCGCCACCGCCAUUGUCACCGCCGACAGCCGAGUUCAGCCCACUUCCCUUCCGAAAAGUGGAUGGGGAAGCUGGUGGAGUCUCUACUGGUGUUUUGGUUCAUACAAACAUAAAACCAAACGGAUCGGUCACGCCGUCCUUGUGCCUGAACCGGCGGCGCCCACAGCCUCAGCUCCGGCGGUUUCCGGGACUCAACAAAGUCGUUCCUCCGCAACCAUCGUGUUUCCCUUCAUAGCUCCUCCCUCCUCCCCUGCAUCUUUCCUCCAGUCUGAUCCCCCUUCCGCCGCCCGAACGCCGCACGGAUCUCUCUCUCUCACCGCCGCGAUAUCGAUCAGCGAUGCCUUUUCUACCUCCGCCGCCGCCUCGGCUUUCGCCAUCGGUCCGUACGCUCACGAGACUCAGUUAGUCACGCCGCCGGCCUUUUCUGCCGUCACCACCGAACCAUCCACCGCGUGUUUCACGCCCCCGCCGGAAUCCGCCCCAAUGACGACACCGCCCUCACCGGAAGUCCCGUUUGCUCAGCUUCUGACGUCGUCGCUCGCGCGCAACCGCAGAAGCCAAGUGAGGUUCCCGUUGUCGCAGUACGACUAUCAGCCAUACACCUGUCCAGGAAGCCCGAACAGCAACCACUUCUCAACCCGAAAGUGGGGUUCAGAAGCUCAGACCCCAACAGGUUGGGGUUCCAGGCUAGGCUCUGGAGCUCAGACCCCAACAGGUUGGGGUUCGAGGCUAGGCUCUGGAGCCCAGACCCCAACAGGUUGGGGUUCAAGGCUAGGCUCGGGAGCUCAGACCCCGAACGGUGGCCUCUCAAGGCUCGGUUCAGGAGCCAUGACCCCUAAUAACGGCGGCGAACCUCCGUCACGAGACAACUAUUAUGUCUUGGAGAACCAAAUCUCCGAGGUGGCUUCGCUCGCCAACUCGGACGACGAUGCCGAGUCCCAAGGCGACAAUGACAAAACUACCCUCCAUCACAGAGUGUCCUUCGAGCUGACAGGCGGCGAGAUUCCCGCAAUGCCGCCGCCACAUCAUCAUCCCACGUCAGCAGAACCGGCUCGCUCGACCGGUGUGCCGAUGAGCAAAGACUUCGAUUUUGACAACGUUAAACCACAAGUGUUGAGCAAGGCCGGCGUUGACUGUGAGUGGUGGACGAGCGUUGACUUCUUUCCUCUACAACAGCAGCCCAAAGUCAGCUGAUACCGAUUACUAUAUGCUUACUUCAUUGGUCUCAAAAAAGGACAUCACAGGUAACAUUGCAGUUUGUGAAACUACAAAGCAUAGAAUUAAUGAGAGUGAAAAGGGAUACUCUGUUUUUUUUUUCUUCAAAUUUUUUGUUUCAAGGCUGUGAAUAAAACCACACAUGAUUUGUAAUGACUAAUGAUUGUACCAUUGAAUGACUUUUUUUUUGAGAGUGAAAUCAGUGAAUAUUAAAGUGAUGAAAUAGGU